This is a messenger RNA of Penicillium canescens, 629 nucleotides long. RefSeq lists its product as uncharacterized. Bases 160 to 510 code for a protein of 116 amino acids. The transcript is spliced from 2 exons. NCBI's taxonomy places the organism in Eukaryota, Fungi, Ascomycota, Eurotiomycetes, Eurotiales, Aspergillaceae. The record is from RefSeq and is a predicted model, not a curated record.
GGCAAACGAAAUCAUACAUACAUCCAUCCAUCCAUCCGUCUGUAAGACGAAGAUUAUAAGAAUCUCUGCCUCGAUACUAUAUCCAGAAUUUAUUGUAUCCACGCACCAUUCCGCAUUGAUUCCAUCCUAGCAAUACGCGCAUCGGUCACCAUCCUAGAAAUGUCUACCCCCCAGUUCAAGCUGAUCUUCCGCGUGCCACCAUCCCACCUGGCGUUAUGCAAAGAGGCCGUGUUCUCCGCUGGCGCUGGAAAAUAUCCGGGCGGCCGCUACUCCGAGGUGAGCUUUGAGACUCUCGGCAUCGAUCAGUUCCGGCCCAGUGCGAACUCCACCCCCCAUAUCGGCCAGCCAGGUGUGUUGGUGCAGGUUGAGGAGUACCAGGUUGAGACACUUUGCGUCGGUGUGGGGGUUAUGCAAGAUGCUGUGAAGGCGCUACGAAAGGCGCAUCCUUACGAACAGGUUGUUGUGGAGGUGAUUCAGCUGGUGCAUAUCGAGGAUCUCGCUCGUGGGUAAGAUUGGAAGGUGGGUUUGGUGUGCCUUAGGUCGCAUUUACGUGGAUAUUUGGGGACUUUAGGUGCCGGGAAGGUGACAGAAAUGGUUUCGUCGAAGGAAGUACGGACAGAAGUAUCGAG